Molecule: messenger RNA, 702 nt
Organism: Drosophila innubila
Lineage: Eukaryota; Metazoa; Arthropoda; Insecta; Diptera; Drosophilidae
Product: UPF0585 protein CG18661
Exons: 2
Coding region: 28-669 (213 amino acids)
Source: RefSeq, a predicted model, not a curated record
UAUCGUCAACAAAAACACCGCAUAAACAUGAGUGCCAUAAAACGCACACAUCCCUCGGCAGAUCGCAAUUCGCAGCCCAUUUCGGAGGCACUUCUAUCGCAGGUGGAUAAACAAACGCCCAAUUUGCGGCUUCUCGAGAUAGCCUCUGGGUCGGGUCAGCAUGCCGGCUUCUUGGCCCCGUUGCUGCCCAACAUCAGCUAUCAGACUACAGAGUAUUCACGCCAGGACUUUAAUUCGAUAUCCGCCUAUGUCACAGACUGCACCACUGGCAACAUUUGUCCACCGUUAUUUGUGGACAUUUCGCAGGAGUUGCAACAAUGGGAGGCGGGCACAUUGCAACAGGUGAAACCCGGUAGCUAUGACUACAUGUUGAACUGCAACAUGAUGCACAUUAGUCCCUGGAACUGCUCCGUCGGCCUCUUUCGAGCUGCUGGUCAGCUACUGAAGUCCGGCGGAAAACUGUUCACUUAUGGCCCAUAUGCACAGGACGGCCAAUUAACACCUCAAAGCAACGUGGACUUUGAUGCCGACCUAAGGCGUCGCAAUUCCACAUGGGGCAUUAGAGACAUCAGGGAUCUCAAGCAGUUGGCCGAAACAAAUGGCUUAAAAUUGGACAGAGUGACUGAUAUGCCGUCCAACAACAAAUUCUUGACUUGGCUCAAGUUGUAAAUCCAAUUGAAUUGAAUAAAAAUUAAACUGUAA